Messenger RNA from Penicillium digitatum Pd1, 882 nucleotides. RefSeq names its product COG1/VPS51 family protein. Gene Ontology annotation, cellular component: membrane; EARP complex; GARP complex. Gene Ontology annotation, biological process: Golgi organization; retrograde transport, endosome to Golgi; Golgi vesicle transport. NCBI's taxonomy places the organism in Eukaryota, Fungi, Ascomycota, Eurotiomycetes, Eurotiales, Aspergillaceae. The record is from RefSeq and is a predicted model, not a curated record.
AUGUCGGCAAUAUCAUCUCCACGUCCCUCCAUUACUUCCUCCCGAGCCCAUUCACCGGGUCCAGCCUCCUCCCGCCCAUCACUCGAUGUCUUGAACACCAGCGCCAGCGGGGGCCUCAGCGCUGCAUCUACCCCAUCCACCGGACGAGCUCUCUCCCCCUCACUCCAUCUCCGACGUAAUCGCAGCGCCCUCCGAGACUACUACAACCUUAAACCGCCCGGCGCAGAUACGAAUGCUUCCCGGGACGCAUCUCGCUCCCGGAGUGUGCCGCGGAACACAGAUGCAGGAGACACCUCCGACCCAACCGCUCUAGGGUCAGGGACGGAGCUCGAUAGUCCAGACUUCGACCCACGACGGUAUGUCGAGCAUCUAUUGUCAUCUUCGUCACUGUCUACGGUACUCAAGGCCGAGAACACGUUGGUUGGAGAUAUCCGCACUCUCGACGGAGAGCGGAAGGCGCUGGUCUACGAUAACUACUCGAAGUUGAUUCGCGCUGUGGAGACAAUUGGUAAAAUGCGGCGCAGUAUGGAUGAUCGCGGUGCACCUUUGACUAUGACGAAAACGCUAGGUCCGGCUAUUGAUUUUGUUGCUGAUACUGCUGGUGGGCUCAUCAAGGAAGGUGAGGAGCAGCGGCGGCGAAUGAAAGAAGCGAAGCUGGCAGACGGGGCCUCAAAUCAGAAGAGGGAGAAGGAUACUGUCCGGUGGGUUCUUGCCGCACCGCAGAGAUUGGAGAAGCUUGUGGUAGAGAAAAAACAGGAGGACGCGGAGAAGGACUGGAAAGAGAUCCAGCAAUUACUCGACGCUUGGGGUAAUGUUAAGGGGGUUUCUGAGAUUCGAGAAGCGUGUGAGAACGUCAUGAACCGGGAAAGCCAUGAUGACUGA